UUGGCUCGCAAAAAGUGUUGAAAAAGUUUUUAGACCCCCUCCCCUGUAUGUUUUUGUUGGGGGAAAAGUUGUUGGAAGUUAGGUCGUGUGAAUGUAGCGUGUCCGCCGUUUUUCGCCCCUCGGUUUCAGGGGGAAUGCGAGUUUUUCCAGAGUCGGACAGCGAGCUUUUGGAGCAGCGUUUCUCCGCUUUAAGUCCUCUGGCUCCGGCUGUAAAAAAAUCUCAGUGGCCAUCAUCGUUUCACCUCUGCCGUCUCGUUAGCCACCUAGCUAGCUGCGCCGAGAGCUAACUACCCAACAAAGUUAACCUCACCUCACAGUGUCUUUCUUGUGGUGACUUCUCGCUUUGGAGGGAUUUAAGCAACAAUAGAGAUGGCGGAAACCAAAAUAAUUUAUCACAUCGACGAAGAGGAGACGCCGUACUUGGUGAAGAUACCCAUUGCUGCCGAAAAUAUAACUUUGCUGGAUUUUAAACAAGUCCUGAACAAGCCAAACUACAAGUUCUUCUUUAAGUCUAUGGACCAGGACUUCGGGGUGGUUAAAGAAGAGAUUUCUGACGACGGCGCCAAGCUUCCAUGUUUCAACGGCAGAGUGGUGUCAUGGCUGGUAUCUUCAGACACUCCAGCGGCAGAGCCUCCUGUGGCCGUGGUCCCCCCUGUGGAAACGACGACCCAGCCUUCGCCCCCUCCUCCACCCCUCCCACCUCCGCCUGUGGAGAGGACCGGGGGCAUCGGGGACUCCAGACCCCCCUCCUUCCAUCCCAAUGCGACGGGCAGUGUGGAGACGCUGGACGAGCAGACGGAAACCGAGUCUGUCGUUUCCUUCAGGAGAGAGAGACCCCGACACAGAGAGAGCAUGGAGCAGCACGGGCCUCGUAUAAACGGUCAGAGUCGACUUGAGCGCCACCUGGCGGGCUACGAGAGCUCCAGCACGGUGAUGAGCAGCGAGCUGGAGACCACCAGCUUCUGUGACUCUGAGGACGACGACACUAUGAGCAGGUUCAGCAGUGCGACAGAGCAGAGCACCGCCUCCAGGCUUCUUAAACGGCACCGCAGACGCAGGAAACAGCGCCCCCCACGUUUAGAGAGGGCGUCCUCCUUCAGCAGUGUGACUGACUCCACCAUGUCCUUAAACAUCAUCACUGUCACCCUCAACAUGGAGAAGUACAACUUCCUCGGCAUCAGCAUUGUGGGUCAAAGCAACGAACGUGGAGACGGAGGAAUCUACAUCGGCUCCAUCAUGAAGGGAGGAGCUGUGGCUGCAGACGGACGCAUUGAGCCCGGAGACAUGCUGCUGCAGGUGAAUGACAUCAACUUUGAGAAUAUGAGUAAUGACGAUGCUGUACGGGUACUGAGAGAGAUUGUUCACAAGCCAGGGCCCAUCAUCCUCACAGUGGCCAAGUGUUGGGACCCUUCUCCUCAGGGCUACUUCACUCUGCCUCGCAAUGAACCGAUCCGACCCAUAGAUCCGGCAGCGUGGGUGAGCCACUCUGUCGCCAUGACAGGGGCAUACCCUGCUUUUCCAGGCAGCUCUUCCCUCAGCACCAUCACGUCCUCCUCCUCCGUCACAGAGACUGAACGUUUCGAUGACUUCAACUUAUCGCUGCACUCUGACAUGGCCUCGGUCGCCAAGGCCAUGGCCUCCCCAGAGUCCGGUCUGGAGGUCAGAGACCGCAUGUGGCUGAAGAUCACCAUCCCCAACGCUUUCCUCGGCUCAGACGUGGUGGAGUGGCUGUUCCAUCACAUCGAGGGGUUCCAGGACCGCCGUGAAGCCAGGAAGUACGCCAGCAACCUGCUGAAGGCUGGCUUCAUCCGACACACGGUCAACAAGAUCACCUUCUCCGAACAGUGUUACUACGUGUUUGGAGACUUAAGUGACUGCGAGAACUACAUGGCCAACCUGUCCCUGAAUGACAAUGAUGGCUCCAGCGGGGCCUCAGACCAGGACACCCUGGCCCCCCUCCCCCUCCCUGGUGCGUCCCCGUGGCCCAUGAUGCACACCUUCCCCUACCAGCCGUACCCCACACAUCCUUUCUCCAGCCAGCCGCCACCGUACCACGAGCUCACCAGCUACAGCUACGCCCCCGGCAGCACAGGCAGCCAGCACAGUGAAGGGAGCCGGAGCAGUGGCUCUACGAGGAGCGAGGGCGAGCGUCGUCGCAGCACUAAAGGUCCCGGCAGCACAGUAGGCGGAGGAGAGAAAUCCCCGUCUGGUGCUCCCGGAGAAGGUGGCGGGGGUGACUCGCGCUCUGGCAGCGGCAGCGAAUCAGAAUACUCCACCCGCGGCAGCCUGAGACGUGGCCACGGUUCAGCCGCCCCCAGCGAGCACAGCCACGCCUCCUCCCAACGCUCGCAUCACCACCGCAUGCCCCACCCUCCCCACAUGUCCCCCUACCCGCCGGGCAUCCUGCCGUACAACCCCAUGAUGGUGAUGAUGGUACCCCAGCACCCUCACCCAGCAAUGGCCACCGCUCACGCUCUUCCUCACCCGCAGCAAAUGACCACAGCCGCCAUGCAUCCAGCUCUACCACCGCCCCCUUCCUCCGUUCCAGGGGGGCCGCCUGGAGCCCCACCCACCCGUGACCUUGGCUCCGUACCUCCUGAGCUGACGGCAUCACGUCAGUCCUUCCACCUGGCCAUGGGAAACCCCAGCGAGUUCUUUGUGGACGUGAUGUAGUGACCUCUGACCUUUCAUGUGAAGUUAGCGUACAGUUCCCACUUUUAUGACGAGGGUCUGGUGUGGUACCUAUCGGAGUGCACAAGGGCCUUUUGGAGUGAGGGUACUUGUAAUGAAUAUGGUGAGAACAGGGUUUCACAUCCACAAAAGAAACAAGACAAAGUUAAUACAAAACUAAAUUAGGAUAAGUUCUGACUUAACGUCCACAUUUUGUAGUUUGUCAUAUUCAAAUCCAUUAAAAAAAGUUGUACUUAAGCUCCAUGUUCAUUGUUCUGAUGCAGACACCAGUAUCAAUACUGACACCCAUACCAGUGUGCUUCGGAUACAGCCUAAUAUGCAGUAGGUACGCCAGUCAUGAACCGAUCCUAAUUUAUUCGCCCCCCUUCAGAAAUCAACUGGUUUCAGGUCAAUUCUUAUGUGAACAGAACAAACAUCAGUGCUGUGUUUUACUUGCUUAGUUGUUGCUGUCAAAGAUCAACAAUAAGUAUUUUCCCACCAAUUAUAUGUCUGUUUUUGUUUUUUUGCACUGAUAUGGGAGGGGUACCUUGCAUUAGCUGUUACUCAAAUCUAUGGAAUUGGGAACAUCUGUAAUCACAAUGAUGAGCUUGUUUAUUUUUCUUUAUAAACAAACUAUCUGUUAAGUAUUUUGAGUUCCUAUCAGAGCAAUCCUCAAAACAGAAGUGUAAUAUUUUACACUAACUACUUAGGUCAGAACUGUCCCUCCAGGAGCCGCACAUUUUAACACCCCAGGGUGCCAGGUACACCGUGUACUCGAAAAGGAUAAAAUCCAGCAAACAUAUCCAGAUCGUGUUGUCAGAAUCCACAGCAGCAACAGACUUUGAGUGCCUUACUUUUCCAGUUUUAAGAGACAUUUUUCACACUCCUGGUACACUAAAAAAAAAAACUCAUUAUGUUCCAACAUUGUUUGACAAUGAACCUCUGUAUAUAUCUACUACUCUUCUGUAAAUGCAAUGACACAGAACAGCUAAUGUGAAAAGAAAAUAGGUCCAAGAAUGUCAGGUGAACUUGUGUUUAGUAAUCACUUCCUAGGCCUAGUCGUCAAUAACUCUAAUCGUAAUGACUUGUUGGUGUGGGACUGUAGAGGCUUAAAGGUACUAAUAGGAAAAAGAUGGCUGACAGCGGUACUUUUUGAUUACAUUCUGUGUACAUCUAAAGUUACUGUGAUCCAAAUGCCCCCAGCUCCCCAUGCUUAUUUUUUAUGUUACUGACUCGCAUUAUUCACCCAUUUCAUUUUUGUAUGAGUGACUAUAUAAAUCAUGUAUAACCAAACUGUUAAGGUGCUAAAUGAAGACUCAACAUUUCAAAAAGAAUGACAUUGACUGUGUCAUGUUUGAUUUCAUAUCACCACCUUUGUUUGUGUAUUUGAGAAUAAAUUUGAUACUUGCA
Labrus mixtus (cuckoo wrasse) is the source of this 4080-nucleotide messenger RNA. RefSeq names its product dishevelled segment polarity protein 2 (gene dvl2). The coding region runs from base 370 to 2673 and encodes 767 amino acids. Gene Ontology annotation, molecular function: frizzled binding. The transcript has 15 exons. Gene Ontology annotation, biological process: intracellular signal transduction; canonical Wnt signaling pathway. NCBI's taxonomy places the organism in Eukaryota, Metazoa, Chordata, Actinopteri, Labriformes, Labridae. Gene Ontology annotation, cellular component: cytosol. The record is from RefSeq and is a predicted model, not a curated record.